CUUCAGCUGUAGAAGAGGAGCGAGCCGACAUCAGCUGUAGUUUGUUGCACGAAGUACCUCUUUAUUAUUCCUGUAGCUUGAAAAAUAAACGCAAGAAACAACCAAACGAAUAAAUAAAACAAGCAGCCGCAGCGUUUUCAAGUCCAGCGGUUAACGGGUGAAGCCAACCGCCGCCUGCCGUUGCCACAGAAACAGAUAAGAGGCUAACGGGGGAUAGCAUCACAUCUAAACCCGGCAAACAAAGAGCUCCUUUUUUUUCCAACGACAUCAUUUUUCCUCCGUAUUCUCUAGUUAUGAGUCAUGUGGCCGUCGAGAAUGUCCACGGUCUAGAGCAGCAGCUCGCUGUCCUAGACUUGAGUGCAGCAGACGGACAAGGUGGAGGCACUAACAGUAAGCAGUCGACAUGUUUUUGGCGAUACAUUCCUCCACAUUUACGGAACAAAGACGCUUCCAAAAAUGCAGGAAACGCCUUCGCUGCCGGUCGACAGGGUGGCUACACCAUCGCGCCCGCAGCCAACUAUGGUUGGGACGGGGGGCGCAACAACUUCGUCAACGGCUACCAUGACAACCGCAUGACCGCCGGCAACUCGUUCAACCGCGGCCCGCCUCGCAUGGAGCGGGGCCGAGGCGGUGUAGGAGGAGGUUACCGCGGCAACAGGGCCGGAGCCUUCAACCCCAUCAACCCGGCGCAGCCGAUGGGCUUCGCCAGCUACGAAAACAAAGACGCCGGCGGCUGGAACACUGCCAAGGACGCCUAUAGCAGUUUUGGUAACAACCGAGGGAAGUCUGCGUUCUUCAAUGACCGAGGCAACGCGAACAGAGGGAGGUUUGAACAUGGUGGAUUUGGCGGCGGUGGAGGAGGAGGAAACAGCCGCUGGGUGGAGGAGUCCAGAGACGACGGAGACUGGUCGAAACCGACGCCACGGAACGAACGCCUUGAACACGAGCUGUUCUCCGGCAGCAACACCGGCAUCAACUUUGAGAAGUACGACGACAUUCCUGUUGAGGCCACGGGACAGAACUGCCCUCACCACAUCGAGAGUUUUCAAGAUGUGGACAUGGGCGAGAUCGUCAUGGGCAACAUUGCUCUGAGCCGUUACACCAGGCCGACCCCGGUCCAGAAAUACGCCAUCCCUAUCGUCAAGUCGAAGCGAGACCUCAUGGCCUGCGCACAGACGGGUUCUGGGAAGACUGCUGCAUUCCUGCUGCCGAUUCUGAGCCAGAUCUACACCGAGGGACCAGGAGAAGCUCUCAGCGCGGCUAAAGCGUCUGGACAGGAAAAUGGAAAGUUUGGCCGCCGUAAGCAGUACCCCAUCUCACUGGUACUGGCUCCAACCAGAGAACUGGCUCUGCAGAUUUAUGAUGAAGCCAGGAAGUUCUCCUACCGCUCCCGAGUGCGUCCCUGUGUCGUGUACGGAGGAGCAGACAUCGGUCAGCAGAUCAGAGACCUGGAGAGAGGCUGUCACCUGCUGGUGGCCACGCCGGGAAGACUGGUGGACAUGAUGGAGAGGGGCAAGAUCGGACUGGACUACUGCAACUACCUGGUCCUGGACGAAGCAGAUCGCAUGUUGGACAUGGGAUUCGAACCGCAGAUAAGACGCAUCGUUGAACAGGACACCAUGCCGCACAAAGGCAUGCGACAAACCAUGAUGUUCAGCGCGACCUUUCCUAAAGAGAUCCAGAUCCUGGCCAGGGAUUUCCUGGAGGAGUACAUCUUCCUGGCGGUGGGCAGAGUUGGUUCCACUUCAGAGAACAUCACUCAGAAAGUGGUGUGGGUGGAAGAAAGCGAUAAGAGGUCUUUCCUCCUGGACCUCCUUAGCGCUACAGUCAUCCCCAGCGAGGUACAGGACAGUACUGGAGACAGCAUAGAGAAACCUGGGAAGGACUCGCUCACUCUCGUUUUUGUGGAGACCAAGAAAGGCGCCGACGCCUUGGAGGACUUCCUGUACCGGGAGGGCUACGCCUGCACCAGUAUCCACGGCGACCGCUCCCAGAGAGACCGCGAGGAGGCGCUGAACCAGUUCAGAUCAGGAAAAUGCCCCAUCCUGGUGGCCACAGCGGUAGCAGCUCGAGGUCUGGACAUCUCCAACGUGAAGCACGUUAUCAACUUUGACCUGCCCAGCGACAUCGAGGAGUACGUCCACCGUAUCGGACGUACAGGUCGAGUCGGAAACUUGGGACUGGCCACGUCGUUCUUCAAUGAUAAAAACGGAAACAUCACGAAGGACCUGCUGGACAUCCUGGUCGAGGCCAAACAAGAAGUUCCCUCGUGGCUCGAGAGCCUGGCUUACGAACACCAGCACAAAAGCAGCAACCGAGGACGCUCUAAGAGGUUCUCUGGCGGUUUCGGAGCACGUGAUUAUCGCCAAACAGCCGCAGGAGGAAACGCCGGAGGGUUCGGAGGACGUGGAGGUCGCAAUCAGGCGGGACACGGAGGAACGCGCGGCUUUGGAGGAGGUGGUUUCGGCAACUUCUACACCAGCGACGGCUACGGCGGCAACUACUCGCACUCUCAAGUUGACUGGUGGGGCAACUAGGUUCCUCCACCCCCCUUCCUUCACUCAUCCCUCUUACCUCCUCUCACUCACCCUCCCUCCACACUGUUGUCUGCGCCCCAUCCGUCUCCUCUCCAUUAACCCCCCCGAGAGCCAACGUGCAUGUUAUUAAAAUAUUUAUACUCAUUUAUAUAGACCUCCUUCCACCCCGACGCAUCCUCCCAAGAUUUUACUCCACCUUCGUCUUUACUUGCGUUUGAAUUCUGAAGUCCUGGUGAGUCUCGCCUCUAAGAACAGGCCACGUUAGAAAGGGAUUCGUCGGUGUGAGCCACAGAUUUAAUUGUUUGCUUCCAUCUAGCAGCAUCUUUUGGUUUCAGUGAGGACAUGUUGAAUAAUUUCCCCUCUGUGGCUUCAAUCCCUCAGAUUAGACACCCACAGUCCGAUAACACGGCCGAUCAGGGGGAAUCCAGUCUUUUCACUUUUAGGUUUGAGUUUUGGCUUCGUGUUGCCAGCCAGGCGUCCCCGUGUUCCCUUCACAUGUCAUCUUUGUAUCGUAAUGCAUGGCCAUGUUGUAAAUCACCGGCCAACAGAAAAAAAACAAAAAAAAACUUUUCUAAAACAUCUCGCGGAGACGUGCGAGACGUCAAAUCUGAAAAAAACAAACAAAGGUCUGCAUUUAAAUUUAAAACGGGAACUGGCUGAAGCUUCUUCACUCGACAUGACAGAUACUUUAAAAAAAAAAAAAAAGCGGCCACAGAAACAAUGUUUUUAAGAGAGAGAGAAAAAAGUUUGGUUUUAUUUUUCCACCUUUUUAAAACAUUUUGAUUUUCUGAGCUCUGAGAACGACGUCCGACAGAGACGGGAGAGGCCGGACGAGCCGGCGUCGCCCGUUAGUAGUUAAUGUCACGACUACGAACAGCGUUUUUCUUUUAUUUUGAAACAAAACACAAUGGAGGAUCAUUUGUUUAUGUACUGUGCCUUUUAAGAAUUUGAACUUUGUCUCUUAUUUCCGUUGUUUUUAUUGCCAUAAUGCGUAAACUGGCUACAAGUAUUGGCCAACUGUGACUAAAAAACAAACAAGUAUUUAAUGUCAUGUAUGGGUUUAAACAUGUUUUUCUUUAUUUCUAUUUGGAAGGAAACAAACUAGUCUUGAACUAAAUCAAACCUUGGCAACAAAAAACUAAAUCCGCGAUGAGGAAACUCAAAACGAUUCCUUAUCUGUCUAUUGGAGUUCAAAUUUGUCAGGUCUCAACGAGCUGAUUCCAGAAAGCAUUUAACCACCGCUGUGGUUUUAUGCUUCCCGGGAAACCGAGUCCUAUUAAUUGACCUAUACGUCACAUCCACAGCUCUGGUUUGAGCUCGAGUUUUUGGUUUCUCAAAGCCAUCCGUGUCACUAAUUGUUGGGUCGCGUUGUGUAAAGUUUACGGAGCCACCGAGGAGGAAUUUGGCGUAGCUGUGCAGCAGCAGCACUCCUGUUUUGUUACGUUAGCCCCCCUCUCUGUGUAAGUCACGCUGUUCACUUUCUAAGACAGAAAUUGAAGUCUUCGUGUUUGAAUCUAAACCCGCCGCGCGGCGGCAGCUGCUGCUGCUGCAGACGACAGUUACCAAAUUGUACCCGUGGCUGUUCAGCUGACUCUUAGUGCCACCUCGCUCUUUGGGAAACUGGCGCUCUGCUUCCACCACAAACAUUGACGCCCUUGUUUGCCAAAAAGCUUCUUUCAAGGGGUUUACACACACAACUUUAAAAAAAAAACAACAAAAAAAAGUAAAUGUAAAGCAAAUUUUUUCGCUCACUCUAUCCUGGAGAGUUACAUGAAGAGUCUUCUCAAAAAAAAAAUAUAUAUAUAUACACAAGUCAUUCCAGUUUAUUUGUUGAGUCUUUUUAACGGAUCUAGCCUGAACUCGUUUCACAGCAGGGGGCAGCUCGGCCUUUCUAGAGGACGCGAUGUCCUGUCUUACUGACAUCUCGGAGCAUCAGCUCCUCCAGAAAAAGCUGCAGAUUUUAUUAGAUUUAUACCUGCGACUAACCACAACCAGCUCUGCAUAGCACAGUGAGAUGCAGGACAGAAAGUGUGAACGUUCGGGGACGUAAUGGAUGCCCGAUUUAAUCCGCCCUGCUGUGGAACCAGGCUAGAAGGUGGGGCAGUUGACCUGCACCCAGGAUGUCCACGUUUCAUCCCUGAUCCACUGUAACAUUCGGACAGUUCAGUGGCAGAGGUUCAAUGCCCGCCCGCCCCCACGCACACUGUGUUCGCGAGCAGCAGAAUAUGUUGCUGCAUUAUUUACUUGAACGACUUUAGUGACGUUACAAAUAUAGAUUAAACUCUUCCGAACCGUAAUAAAUUAAAACGUGAAGCGACACUUUUGAUGUUUGAUCACUCGACGUUGGACCAGGCGCUCAGUGGGCAAUUUGAACAGAUUGUUGAUUCGUGUCUCUAAAAGAAUCAAUCUGAAGUUUAUUUACCAAUUUAGUUCCCUCAAAUUGCCCACUGGCUUUGACAAACGAGGCUGGACCAAGACAAUAAAACAUAUGCAAGUGUUGUUGUUUUUUGGUCAAGGAGUUAAAAAAAAAAAUCAGAGCAAAUAAAUACAACUCUACAGCAGGCUUUAGUUAUGUUCGAACUCUCUGAUAUUUCCCGUCUUCUAUGAUUUUUCAUGUUUGGGUCUUUUCCCUGAGUUCAGUUGGUAAGGGAGUUUAUUUUUUUGGGGAGGGGGGGACUAGUCGUAAUGCUGGAGGACUCGAGCAGACAGCAGGCCAACUUCUCGUGUUGUUGGCGAUCGGCGUGAGCCACCAGUUAAAGAAAAGGCGCCGAUGGCCACUUUGAAAUCAACAUGCAGUCUAAUUCGGGUUAAACUACUGUGACCAGAACUGUGUUUAAGUGUCCCAAUAGAUUUUUAGCACCGGUUAAACCAAUCGAUUUUUUUUUUCUUUUCCCGUGGCCAUGAUAUGAAUGAACACUUUAAUUUCUCCUGCAGCAACGGUGGAUGGCGUCCAUCAGGGGGGAGGGAUAACCAGCAGGAACCGUGCAAAUGACAAUCACUUAUGAAGGAUUUGCUCAAUUGAAAACUUUUACACAUCCACACAGCUCUUUAAGUUUACAUGUUUUCCUAACCAGCUGUCGCGUCCGGCAGUUUAACCGUGCACAUUUCAACUUGUGUCCUCCGUUAACGGAGGAGAAGGAUCUGCACAACUGAAGCAGUUGAGGAUUACGCUCUUUGAUUUUGGUACAGCGACCUUCAACCCCCCCCCUAAAAAGUUUCCACCCAGGUCAUUUCAAUAAUUCGCACUCUUAAGGCGCUGUUACAAAAUCAAAGGGUCCACCUUUAAAUAUUGACUGAAUAUGUCACACAGUCCCCACGUGAGAGGGGAUAUCUAUUAUUUACUUGAAUCCAAACACUUAGUAAUGCAGCUUGCGCGGUCUCUGGUGUUAAUAUUAAUGCGAAGUCCAGCCUAACUUCAGAGGCGUACUUUAAAGAAGGACGUACGGCUCGGUGUGGACGUCGCUGUGCCUUCUAACAGCCACUAGUGGGCAGAUAGAAUAAUCGUGACGCAGAUAGGAAUUAGUGAGUUACGCAGCAGGGGAAUCAUGGAAGUUUAUCUAGGUUUACCUCACUUCUCAUCUUGUUUAUAGAGCAAUCUUGUCAAGUAGUGUUGUUCAGAGUACACACACAUAUAUAUGCAAUGUAUUUAGGUCUUUUUCUAGGGCGGACAGGUUGUAUCUGUCGACGUUAAUUACUGCUUGAACUGUGUCGGAGCAACAUUUAACUACAACUGUGCCCCCAAAACCCCCGACGCCCCGUCCCCACCCGGCCACCACAGGGCACAAUAAGUGCAAUAGAGAUCGAUUACUCGUUUUCUAGUUUUGAGAUUCUGUGCACGAAAUUCGUGACACGUGCACGGCGCCUCGAGACGAUUGACUCGUGUUGGUUAGGGCUGGGUAUUUUAAAGUAGAUGCUUUAUACGACGCCGCCACGCGACAAUUUGUGCCGAUGAUAAUUGGAUUCCUGGCGCUUGUUGGUGGGUAGUUUUUGUUACAUUUGAGUUAAAUUUGUCAGUCGGUUGUUCUCGGUGCGAGGAUGAAGUUUCCUAAUUUGAAUUUGUCCCAAACGGAUGUCACCUGUACGGUCUUUAGUGCCAGCAUCGUGGUGAAGUGAAGGCCUUGUUUUUCCAUUCAUUGAAGCCAUAGUGAGCUCGUGUGAAUAAACAGAAACCCUCUGCGGUAACGUGACGUUUGUUUGGACCAUCGUCAGCUUUGCUUUUUGUUAGAAGUGGAUCGCGCUCGGUUCAUUCUCCAAGUUCUCAUUUAGAAAUCUGCACUUUAGUUGUUUUUUUGUGUGUGUGUGUGGGGUUUUUGAAUAUUUCCAAACCCCCUUUUUUGAUGCCUUAAAUUCAAGGGUGAUACCCAGCCCUAAUGGAGCAGAUCGUGAGGUUGGUUACACGUACGGCGUUUACCGUGGCAAGUUGAGCCCGCAUCACUACGGUAACUAACUCACCCAGCCAGGAGUGCUCCGAUCGCCGGCGAGAACAGUUUUAACGGUGCUAUGCUCCCACUGCUGCGGCCUGCAGGCCCCUCUGUUGUAGAAAGACUUGAAAGUUUUACAGAAAAUACUCGAGUUUAAUGUUCAACUGAAGUCUUCUGUAACACACGUCCUUCAAGGGAAAAAUUAAAAAAAAACCUCUGAGAGGUGUGAAGGAGCGAGUGAGUGUUUGAAGUGUAGCGCAGCCAGGUGUCAAAAAGAGGUUUCUCCACAGUUUAGAGUGUGUGUGUUUGGUGUGUGUGUGUGUGUGUGUUGCGUGGAAAGGUUCUUCCAGAUAUGAAACAGUUUUUUGUUUUUUGGGACCAGGUGGAGUUCUAGUUAACAGCAACCAUUUAAAAAAAAAAUUCAGCUGUUUGCACACAGAGUUCUCGAGUCUACUUUCGCUGCUAGUUUGUGUAAUUUAUCAAGCCUUUUUGGGGAAAUAUUUAUUUUUAUAAGCUUAAUACGAAAGUUGAUAUUUUACAAAGUGACUUGACCAAAAGACAGUAAACAAAAACA
Messenger RNA from Larimichthys crocea (large yellow croaker), 7532 nucleotides. RefSeq names its product ATP-dependent RNA helicase DDX3X. The coding region runs from base 294 to 2537 and encodes 747 amino acids. Gene Ontology annotation, molecular function: RNA helicase activity; ATP binding; nucleic acid binding. The transcript is spliced from 20 exons. The record is from RefSeq and is a predicted model, not a curated record. Lineage: Eukaryota; Metazoa; Chordata; Actinopteri; Sciaenidae.